Brassica napus (rape) is the source of this 1383-nucleotide messenger RNA. RefSeq lists its product as uncharacterized. Lineage: Eukaryota; Viridiplantae; Streptophyta; Magnoliopsida; Brassicales; Brassicaceae. The coding region runs from base 1 to 1383 and encodes 460 amino acids. The transcript is spliced from 11 exons. Gene Ontology annotation, biological process: DNA repair; DNA replication; DNA recombination. The record is from RefSeq and is a predicted model, not a curated record. Gene Ontology annotation, cellular component: nucleus. Gene Ontology annotation, molecular function: DNA binding.
AUGGCUGGAACUUUUGACAACGUUAUCGACUUGAAUCCUAUAAAAACUACGUGGAAAAUUAAGGUCAAGAUCAUUCGUCUAUGGAAACAAUACUUCGCAGGCGACAUUGAGAGUAUUCAGAUGGUGUUACUUGAUUCAAAUGGUGAUACGAUUCAUGCAACUGUUAAUGAGGAUGUGGUUCCGAUCUUUGAAUCAUUCCUCGAAGAAGAUAUUAUUGGUCAGAUUGUAGAGGUUACUCAUCUUGAAAUCGUGUCUCUCAAUGGGAAGGACACAGAAAAGAUUUCAUUAGAGUUAAAAAAUGAAGAAGAUGUUAGGCUUCCAUUGGUUGUAUGGGGAAAUGUUGCACUAGAACUAAGCAACGCAAUUCAACUUCUUUCUGAUCGAACUCUAAUUUGUGUUAUGAAGUUUGGGAAGAUCAAAGUAUGGAAAGAUGAGCGAAGCGUAUGCAAUGCAUACAAUGUGUCCGCUAUCUCCCUUAAUCCAUAUAUUCAAGAGGUAGAAACUUUUGCCAAAUUGUUACCAAAGGAAAAUAUAUCUUUAGCAAUUGUGCAGUCUAAACCAUUUUCGAUGGUAUCAAUGAUGUCAGAGGAAGAAGACUACUUCGUUCAAACGCCACAGAAAACAAUAUCUGAUAUUUUGGAGACGAGAAAGGUUGAGAGGUGUUUUGUAAGGUGCACCAUAGCUGCGAUUGAUAAUGAUAUGGGUUGGUACUAUAUUAGUUGCAAAGUGUGUGGUACAAAACUAGAUAUGUUGCAUAAUAACGUUCAUCCCGGAGGAACCUAUGAACUGGAUGUUCGUUGUAUGCUCUAUUGUACUAAGUUCAAGAUGCUCAAUCCUAAGCUGAAGCUAAGGUACAAGUUGCAUUUGGUAGUACUAGAUAAUACAGGCCACACAAAGUUGUUGGUGUUAGAUAAUAUUGUGCUGCAAUUGCUCCAUCAACCUUGCUUUCAUCCAACGACACAUAUCACAAGUGAAAUCCUGGAACCCAAUGUUUUACGCACCGCUCUCAAGAAUUUAGUUGGUAAAACAUAUUUGUUUAAGAUCAUUAUAGAUAAGGUUAAUUAUCAGUACGAUGACGACACAUUCAGGGUGCAGAAGAUUAUCACCAGCCCAUAUAUGAUAAACGAGUUUGACGUGUCCCCUUAUCCUAAGGGACAUUCAAACAAGUUCUACCCAGAUUUUUCUAAUGGGUCUGAGGACCUAGAGGGUUCUAUGAUGCUAACUGGUAGUUCUUCUGUUGACUCUGAAUCUAAUGUGAAGACUCCUGCUAAACGUGAAGGAUCCCCAAUCGAAAGUUUAGAGGCAGCCUUUUAUCAGAGUACUGCUAACAAACAUGGACCUUCGGAUUCGAUCAAGAAAGUGAAGACUGAAAAAAGUGGCUGA